AUGGCCCUCCCUCGGCAACCAAAGAUCUUGCUGGCCGCAGUCGGGCUGGUGUGCAUUAUUGGCCUGUUCACAUUCCGCCUGCACAGUCGCGAUGCUUUCUUUGCCACACGACCCGGCUACCUAUCGCCCAACAGGAUACCGACGCUUUCGCAGAAAACAGGGCAACUGGACCCAGAAGCCCACAAGCUACCAUCGGCCGACUCGUUCCGCGCCCACUUCAACGCUCUGACGCGUGUCAAGAAUAUCACCGUGGCUGAGGCGAAGGCGGGGUGUCACUGGCCGCAGGAUGAAGAUGUCAAUUUCCAAUUUAGCGCAGAUGCCGAAUGGGUUGUCACAGACCGUCCCGACGACGAAAUCAAUUCGCGCCGCAAGGCAUGGCAAGAAUAUAUACAGGGCAAGAUGAUUCCCUGGGAGAAGGUCAAGGACAAGUUUGAGGGAAGAGGUGUGGUUAUCCUCGCUGGCAAUCGCGACACUGCGAUGCACCUCAAGGUCGUCCUCAGGCGCCUUACAAUGCUACGGUCCAAGAUCCCAAUGGAGAUUCACUAUUGGGGCGACGAGAUGAACAAAGCCACUCGGGAAGACCUCGCCAGCCUAUACCAGCCAACGUCGUUCAACGACCUCUCCCAGCCUCACAACAUUAUCCAGGUCAAAAAGGACGGACCCUUCAUCAAUUUCCAGCUGAAGACGGCCGCACUCAUCAACUCGAAGUUCGCCGAGCCCUUGCUGCUCGACUCGGACAACGUCCCCGUGCUCGACCCGGCGACCCUCUACGACUCGCACGUCUACCAAGAAUACGGUACCGUCUUCUGGCCCGACAUCGCCCGCUCGUGGCCGCAGAACCCGGCCUGGGCUAUCACCAACACGCCGUGCCGCAUGGACGAAUACGAACAAGAGAGCGGGCAGCUGAUGGUGGGCAAGCAGCGGUACUGGUACCACCUGCAGCUGGCCGCGUGGCUGAACAACGAGGAGGGCAAGUACUACAACGAGUUCCUGCUGGGGGACAAGGACAUGUUCCGGUUCGCGUGGCACGCGCUCAAGACGAGUUACGGCCGGCCCAAGAAGUGGCUGACCAGCGUCGGCGUGCUCAACGACGACUACUACUGCGGCCACUCGUUCGCCCAGUACCACCCGGACGACGGCCGCGUCGCCUUCCUGCACGGCGGCCUCGCCAAGUCGACCGCGCUCGAGGUCAUGCGGUGGAACAAGGAGGAGAAGGGCGGGUAUUUCCGCCACUACAAGCGCGCGCCCACCGACGAGGAUCCGGCCCAGAUUGUGCAUGUCGGAAUCAAGUUUGAUGGGGCCACCUACAAGCCGAACCACACCGAGGAUUUCAAGGUGGCCAUGUGUACUGAUAUGAGGGACCUGGAGGUUGGGAACCUGGACGACAUUCUCCCCGGGUGGGAGAAGGAAUACGAGGAAUUAGGCGGGUACUGGAUGUUGGAGCAGGAAACGACGGCAAAACAGACGCUCGCGCGCAAUAAUUAA
Molecule: messenger RNA, 1485 nt
Organism: Chaetomium fimeti
Lineage: Eukaryota; Fungi; Ascomycota; Sordariomycetes; Sordariales; Chaetomiaceae
Product: mannosyltransferase putative-domain-containing protein
Exons: 1
Coding region: 1-1485 (494 amino acids)
Biological process (GO): mannan biosynthetic process
Cellular component (GO): Golgi apparatus
Molecular function (GO): alpha-1,2-mannosyltransferase activity
Source: RefSeq, a predicted model, not a curated record